Molecule: messenger RNA, 924 nt
Organism: Suricata suricatta (meerkat)
Lineage: Eukaryota; Metazoa; Chordata; Mammalia; Carnivora; Herpestidae
Product: olfactory receptor 4L1-like
Biological process (GO): G protein-coupled receptor signaling pathway
Cellular component (GO): membrane
Molecular function (GO): G protein-coupled receptor activity; olfactory receptor activity
Source: RefSeq, a predicted model, not a curated record
AUGGAUCUUAAAAAUGGAUCUAUAGUGACCCAGUUUAUUUUACUAGGAUUUUCUGGACAAUGGAAACCUCGGAUUUUCUUCCUGGUAACAUUCUCCUUAAUCUACAGUGCUACUCUGUCAGGGAACAUUCUCAUUAUGGUCACAGUGACAUUUAGUUCCACCUUUCAUUCUCCCAUGUACUUCCUCCUUGGAAACCUCUAUCUUUUGUUGUGUCUCUCCACCAUCACCACGCCCCAAAUGAUCACAGGCUUGCUUAGUGAACACAAGAUCAUCUCCUUUUGGAGAUGCAUGACCCAGAUGUUCUUUCUGCACUUCUUUGGGGGUGGAGAGAUGUCUCUUCUGAUAGCUAUGGCCAUAGACAGGUAUGUUGCCAUAUGCAAACCCUUGCACUAUCAGACCAUCAUGAAUCGCAGGGUGCUCAUUGUAUUUAUACUGCUCUCAUGGGCAAUUGGGUCCAUACACACCACAAGCCAGAUGAUUUUCACUGUAGGUUUACCUUUCUGUGGUCCCAGUGUCGUGGAUAGCAUUUUCUGUGAUCUUCCCCUGGUCAUCAAGCUUGCCUGCACGGACACCUAUAUCCUAGAGCUCUUGGUGAUUGCAAACAGUGGACUCUUGGCCCUGGUCUGCUUCAUUCUCCUGCUCAUAUCCUACGUGGUCAUGCUGGUCACCAUCUGGCAGCGCUCCUCCAGUGCAUCCUCCAAGGCAGUGUCCACACUGUCUGCUCACAUCACUGUGGUCACUCUCUUCUUUGGCCCCACUAUCUUCAUUUAUGUUUUCCCAUUCAAGAGUUACUCUGCAGAUAAGUUUCUUUCUGUAUUUUACUCUAUAAUCACUCCCCUCCUUAAUCCAAUUAUUUAUACCCUGAGGAAUCAGGAAAUGAAAUCAGCCAUUAAGAGACUCACAAGCUACCAUAUUGCUUCUUGA